This is a messenger RNA of Gigantopelta aegis, 478 nucleotides long. RefSeq lists its product as uncharacterized. Lineage: Eukaryota; Metazoa; Mollusca; Gastropoda; Neomphalida; Peltospiridae. The record is from RefSeq and is a predicted model, not a curated record. The transcript has 2 exons. The annotation marks the transcript as partial.
CAACCUUAAGACCCAGCUGAUAGCAAGAACUACGGCAUCAGAGCAAUGCCGUUUACAGCAGCUCUUCAACACUGAAGAGCUGGGUGAUAGGAAGCUGUUUCAGCUGCUUAGAAGAAUGCAACAACUCCUUGGAGACAAAGCAGCAACGGCAGACACUGCUUUCUACGGGAGUUAUUUUUUACAAAGAUUACCCCAAUGUGUGAGAAUGGUUCUAGCUUCUGCUGGAGGCUCUCAGUCUUUAGAAGAACUGGCAGACCUUGCUGAUAAAGUAAUGGAUGUAGCUACACCAGCAAGAACGUCAGAGAAGAACAGUCAAGAACAUCAGAGAAGAACAGUCAAGACAUCAUCAGAAGACACAGAGAAGAACAGUCAAGAACAUCAUCAGAAGACAUCAAAAGAACAGUCAAGAUCAUCAAAGAACACCAGAGAAGAACAGUUGAGUCCUGUGGGAAAGAAGAGAGAGGAAAAAUUUAUUUAA